Cucumis melo (muskmelon) is the source of this 1332-nucleotide messenger RNA. RefSeq names its product WRKY DNA-binding transcription factor 70. The record is from RefSeq and is a predicted model, not a curated record. Bases 248 to 1135 code for a protein of 295 amino acids. NCBI's taxonomy places the organism in Eukaryota, Viridiplantae, Streptophyta, Magnoliopsida, Cucurbitales, Cucurbitaceae. The transcript is spliced from 2 exons. Gene Ontology annotation, molecular function: DNA-binding transcription factor activity; sequence-specific DNA binding. Gene Ontology annotation, biological process: regulation of DNA-templated transcription.
GAAGGCGCGUUGGUUUUAUACAUUUCCUUGUUGUGUGGAAAAUUUGGAGUAGGAGUUUCCUUAUAUUUUCCUUGCAUUUGCAUUUGCAUUUAGAUGAAGACAAGAUACUCAUACAAUAAUUAUAAUAUUAAUACAAUUGGCUGGCCUUCCCUUCCACAACCACAUAAAAAAAGGCCAGGGGUGAGGGGGCGGUCUCCUACUCUUAAGUCUAAGCGAAAAGAGAGCACAGACAGAGAGAUACAGAUAUAUGGAUUGCUCCUGGCCUGACACCUCCCCCUUUGAUCGAAGAAAAGCAGCCGAUGAAUUGCUUCGUGGCCGUGAACUUGCACAACAACUACGAGCGUAUCUACAGAGAAGUUCCACCCCGGCCUCCCAAGAUCUACUCACCAGAAUCCUAUCCUCUUUCUCCAAAACACUUUCCAUCUUGAAUCAUCGCUGCGACUCCGAUGACAUAAAUGGUUCUAUUGUCGACUCACCCGAGGAUCACGGUAGUAGAAAAUCCGAGGAAUCUGGAGACAGUUGCAAGAGCUCCACCCCUAAUAAUGAUCGCAGGGGUUGCUAUAAGAGAAGAAAGAGUUGCCAGAGUUGGGCAAGAGAAACCUGCAGCCUAGUGGACGAUGGGCACGCGUGGAGGAAGUACGGGCAGAAGACGAUUCUGAAUGCCAAAUACCCGAGAAACUACUUCAGAUGCACCCAUAAAUACGACCAGGCCUGCCAAGCCACAAAACAAGUCCAGCGACUGCAAGACCAUCCCCCCAAGUUCCGUACUACUUAUUAUGGCAAUCACACAUGCUCCAAUUUCCUCAAGGCUUCCGACAUAGUGCUCGGCUCCUCCAAUUUCGACGAUUCCUGUGGAGUGCUCCUCAGUUUUGACACCACUGCAGCACCCAACUUUUUUCUCCCACACCAUCCUACGUUGGUUAAGAAGGAAGAAGUUGUAACCCCCGAAGCUGGCAGCGGCAGGGAUGACGAGGCAGUCUGUUCCCCCUCCGAUUACAUGAGUACGGCCGACGACCAUCUCUCCGAGGUUUUCAUGGGUUCCGUCGUCGAUUUUGAGGACGAUGUCUUACCAUUCCACUUUGAUCCAAUUAAUUUUAAUAAUACCCCUUCCGAUCCCCUUGAUCUUCCUAGUUGAUCUGCUUAAGAUGCCUAGCUAAAUCAAUUACUAAUUCAGCUAGGCUGUCAUAGACAGUGAUGUAAAUAUAAAUAAUUUGCAAAUGGCUCUAGGAAUAUUGUAUCAACACUCCAGCCAUCUUUCUUUCAGCCUCUGGGGUAUGCAAAAAUCUCGAUAUGCUUUUCCGCUUAAUUACAUUAGUUACUUGUUUCAUUUCU